AUGAUUUAAUAAACACAAGCUCAUCUUCCAAAAGAGUGGAUUGAUUUCUUAGAAAAGAUUUAAAACCUCGACCCAAUUGAUGUGGAAACAGUAACAUAAUAUGUAAAAGUACGUGUCAACCACUUUCCAACUGAUUAAUAAAUGACAGAGUACUACGAAGAAGUUUUUUCUAAGUAAUAUAUUAAUAUUACUAUAUUUAGAUCUACAAGUGAUGUAAAUAGAAAAAAGUGGCAUCAAUAAGAUAAAAAUCUACUUAUUUGGUGUAUGACCAAGCAUAUGAUGUCAUAAAAUCGUUAGGAACUCAUUCCUGUAAUUGUUAUAUAUAAUAUUUAAGAAUGAUGAGGAUUGGGAGUAUGUAUCAAGGAUUCUAUGUGUAGAUAAAAAAUUAGUGGAAUUAAAGUGGAUAUCUCUUUUACAUUCCAAUUUAAAGAUCUCUCCUUGGUCAAAGGAAGAAGAUUAAAUUCUAAUUAACAUAGCAAAGUAUCCUUUUUAAUUUAUAAUAAGUGACCAUUAUUAUAAAAAUAAUUGGACUGAAUUAACCAUUAAAUUUAAUUCUAUAUCUUCAACAUAGAGAUAUCCUAAAUAAAUAAGAGAACGCUGGAACAAUGUGCUAAAUCCCAAUAUCUCUAGAUCUACAUGGAGCAAAGAAGAAAAAAUUUAAUUACUCUAAUUGAUUUUGAGUUAUGGCAAAAAAUGGUCCAAAAUCUAAGGUGAGUUAAAUGGGAGAAGUGAAAAUUAAAUUAAAAAUUAAUAUAAUGGAAUUAUUAGAAAUUUAAAAAGAUUUAAUGUAAUCAUUGUAUCUAAUCAGUAGGUCUAAGAAAGUGAAGAAAGAUUGUUGAUCAAAGCAAUAAUUGAAAAUCCUGAUUAAAAGUUAAGUUUGACUGUUACUUAGUUCAUGUCAGACUUCUUGGCUAAAAAAGAGGCAUCAAAAAGUGUAGAAUCCCCAUAACUUCAUUAGCUUACUGAAUCAUAAAUUCAAAAGAAAAUCUGUAUUGACCCAGUUCCUCAAGAAAUUGGAAUUACUGCAACAAGUACUUUUAGUUAUUAUAAAAGAUAUUUUAUUUUAAGAGAAAUUGAAUUAAUGUAAAGAAGUGCAGUAGUAGAUGAAGUAGACAUCCAUUUAAUAAAAUACAUAUUUCUCCUCUUCUCAACCACAAAACUAUUCGUAAAUGCCAAUGCCUACUAAUCAGUAUUAUUAUAAUAAUAAUUAUAAUAAUUAUUAUCAUAAUUACCAUCAAUAAAAUUAACAAUACUUGACCUACCCUAAUUAUAAUUAAGUAUAAUCGUAAAUGCCAUAUCAAUAAUAUCACUAUGGAUAUUAUUGA
Paramecium pentaurelia is the source of this 1325-nucleotide messenger RNA. Lineage: Eukaryota; Ciliophora; Oligohymenophorea; Peniculida; Parameciidae. The record is from the annotation of a GenBank genome assembly.